Messenger RNA from Ziziphus jujuba (common jujube), 1009 nucleotides. RefSeq names its product cytochrome b6-f complex iron-sulfur subunit 2, chloroplastic. The record is from RefSeq and is a predicted model, not a curated record. Gene Ontology annotation, molecular function: 2 iron, 2 sulfur cluster binding. Bases 142 to 828 code for a protein of 228 amino acids. The transcript is spliced from 5 exons. Gene Ontology annotation, cellular component: plasma membrane. NCBI's taxonomy places the organism in Eukaryota, Viridiplantae, Streptophyta, Magnoliopsida, Rosales, Rhamnaceae.
UGGCUCUGUAACAUCAUUCAUCUUCCAUCAAACACUAUCUCUUGCCUUAUCCAAUAGCUGCUGAUUUUUUUACAUUCCAUCUCUUCCUCUCGUCAAAAUUUCAACACCCACCACCUCUCUGUUCCUCCCAAUUUCACUUCCAUGGCUGCCUCUACUCUCUCCCCUGCAACUCCUUCACAGUUGUGUUCUAGCAAGAAUGGUAUAUUUUCUUCUUCCCAAUAUCUGAUGCUGAAGCCCACAAGGACCAACUUUGUGGGAAAGGAAAAGGGCAUGAGAAUUACUUGCCAGGCCACUAGCAUUCCUGCUGAUGACCGUGUCCCAGACAUGGGCAAGAGGCAGCUCAUGAAUUUACUGCUUUUGGGUGCUAUUUCUCUCCCCACUGCUGGAAUGCUGGUUCCUUAUGCCACUUUCUUUGCCCCACCUGGGGGGGGUGGGGCCGGUGGUGGUACCAUAGCAAAGGAUGCUCUUGGAAACGAUGUUAUUGCGGAUGAAUGGCUUAAGACCCAUGGUCCUGGUGACAGGACCCUAACUCAGGGGUUAAAGGGAGACCCCACCUAUCUUGUUGUGGAGAAUGACAAAACCCUUGCAACAUAUGGAAUCAACGCAGUGUGCACACAUCUUGGGUGUGUAGUGCCGUGGAAUGCUGCUGAGAACAAAUUCAUAUGUCCUUGCCAUGGUUCUCAGUAUAACAACCAAGGCCGUGUUGUCAGGGGACCUGCUCCUCUGUCCCUUGCUUUGGCACAUGCUGAUGUUGAUGAUGGAAAGGUAGUAUUCGUCCCAUGGGUUGAGACUGAUUUCAGAACAGGUGAAAAUCCAUGGUGGGCUUAGAUCACCUUCCUCAAAAUUUCAUCCUCGAUUUUUAUGUGAUUAAUUUGUAUACCAAUCAUCUUGGUUAUAGUAAGCAUUUUGAAUUGGAUUUGGAGAAAAAAAAGAGAAAAAAAAGAAAAUCUGUCUUCAAGAAUCAGAACUACUAUUGUUAAAUCCAAUUUGUUCAGAAAGUUCGUAUUGA